CCGCAGCAUUUCAAACAUUCAGAAUUGAGAGUUGAAAGGAACCCUAGCCGUUUGUCUCUCGGUGGCAACAAGAUGCAGAUCUUCGUGAAAACCCUAACGGGGAAGACGAUCACCCUGGAGGUGGAGUCGUCGGACACCAUCGACAACGUGAAGGCCAAGAUUCAAGACAAGGAGGGCAUCCCGCCAGACCAGCAGAGGCUCAUCUUCGCCGGAAAGCAGCUCGAGGACGGCCGAACCCUAGCCGACUACAACAUCCAGAAGGAGUCCACUCUCCACCUGGUGCUUCGUCUCCGCGGCGGAAAUGGUAUGCAGAUCUUCGUGAAAACCCUAACGAGGAAGACGAUCACCCUGGAGGUGGAGUCGUCAGACACUAUUGACAACAUGAAGGCCAAGAUUCAAGACAAGGAGGGCAUCCUGCCAGACCAGCAGAGGCUCAUCUUCGCCGGAAAGCAGCUCGAGGAUGGCCGAACCCUAGCUAACUACAACAUCCAGAAGGAGUCCACUCUCCACCUGGUGCUUCAUCUCCGCGGUGGCAACAAGAUGCAGAUCUUCGUGAAAACCCUAACGGGGAAGACGAUCACCCUGGAGGUGGAGUCGUCGGACACCAUCGACAACGUGAAGGCCAAGAUUCAAGACAAGGAGGGCAUCCCGCCGGACCAGCAGAGGCUCAUCUUCGCCGGAAAGCAGCUCGAGGACGGCCGAACCCUAGCCGACUACAACAUCCAGAAGGAGUCCACUCUCCACCUGGUGCUUCGUCUCCGCGGCGGAGCCAAGAAGCGUAAGAAGAAGACCUACACCAAGCCCAAGAAGAUCAAGCACAAGCACAAGAAGGUCAAGCUCGCCGUCCUCCAGUUCUACAAGGUCGACGACUCCGGCAAGGUGCAGAAGCUCAGGAAGGAGUGCCCCAAUGCCGAGUGUGGCGCCGGGACCUUCAUGGCCAACCAUUUUGACAGGCACUACUGUGGUAAGUGUGGCCUCACCUAUGUUUACCAGAAGGCCGGUGGCGACUGAGUUUCUUCUUUUACUAGCAUCAGUGUUCUUGGGGAUUUGAACAGAUGGUUUAAUUUCAAGGUUUAGAACUCGUAAUCCUCUUUGUUGAGGUUUAUAUUGAGAAUUUUGCUUCUGAAUUAUGGAGUUUAAUGGAUAGUUUUUGAUGAAUUUAAUUACCUGCCUUACAAUAUUGGAUGGGUGAAAUUCAGUAAUUGCUAUUAGAUUGUCGAUUUA
Rosa chinensis is the source of this 1224-nucleotide messenger RNA. RefSeq names its product polyubiquitin 11. Gene Ontology annotation, molecular function: protein tag activity; structural constituent of ribosome; ubiquitin protein ligase binding. Gene Ontology annotation, cellular component: nucleus; cytoplasm; ribosome. The record is from RefSeq and is a predicted model, not a curated record. Bases 73 to 1011 code for a protein of 312 amino acids. Gene Ontology annotation, biological process: protein ubiquitination; modification-dependent protein catabolic process; translation. NCBI's taxonomy places the organism in Eukaryota, Viridiplantae, Streptophyta, Magnoliopsida, Rosales, Rosaceae. The transcript is spliced from 4 exons.